AUGGAAUCGGUCCUUUUGAUGAUUUUACUGGUUGUAAUUAUAUUAAUACGAUUCAUUUUGUGGUCCUGUCUUAGUGCUUAUAUAGAUUAUAAACUGUCCCAAAGGUUUCCUGACACAAGAAAAGAGGACUAA
Molecule: messenger RNA, 132 nt
Organism: Gymnogyps californianus (California condor)
Lineage: Eukaryota; Metazoa; Chordata; Aves; Accipitriformes; Cathartidae
Gene: SMIM38
Product: small integral membrane protein 38
Exons: 1
Coding region: 1-132 (43 amino acids)
Source: RefSeq, a predicted model, not a curated record